GUUUAACCUUAUCCGACAAUUUAUCGCACAGUAUGCGAACUUUUACAAACACUGUAAAAUGCAAAUGUGCAAGUUUUUUUACUUCCUAAUAACGAUCAAGUAGGAAACUAGUAUUUACACUGUAAAACAAAUCUCUAUCAUUCGCCAACUGGGUGCAAGGUGCAUAGUCUAUGGAGAAGACUGUUUUUCGUGUGUUACAUAAACUAGUGAUAGUGAUGAAUAUCAGAAACUGACAGUGUUUUCAUAAUGAAGGUGAGUAAACAUAUCAGGGUUAAAUGGUUAUCCAUUUUUGAAUGUUGCGAAACCAAUGACUACAUUACAUCAGUUCGCGAUUGCAUGUUAUCUAUUGAAAAACGAACCAGGAAGACAUUUUGAAAAAUUCUGCUCCUAGUGAGAGAUAUUUUGCAACGAAUUAUACAGAAAUGGUGUUCGGAAUCAUUUGUGAAGACAAAAGUGGUUCCGCUACAGACCCCUGUGGUACCCCAAUCCACCACUGGCCCAUAUUGCAAUGAAGUAUUCGAUCAGUGGACCAGAACAGUAAAUCAGGCCGAAGGACGAAAGUAUCUCACAAUUGUUUUUAAGCCCCACGUGCUGCAUAAUCACAGGUUUCGCAGUCAUGAAGUUCGUCUACCCGAUCGAGCCCGUGAUAUGUUUAAACAUCGCGACAAUCGCGAUCAGAGAACUGCUGGUGAACAACUUACUAAUGGAGACCGCGUGUAAGGUGAACGUGGGGUACAAUCGGACGGUAUGCGAGUCGAUCGCGAGCGGUUUGCACAGGGAGAGAAACUUAACGGAGGCGAACAGCGAAAUACAGCGGAGAAUCAACGACGCGUUGGGCUGGUGUUUGUCGGCGAACGGCGUGAUACCGAUCGUCCUGCUGCUCUUCGUCGGCAGCUUCAGCGACGAGCACAAGUCCAGGAAGCCCUUUCUGAUACUGCCGACGAUAGGGGAACUGAUCGCGACCCUCGGAUGCAUGUUGUGCGUGUGGUUUCGCGAGGUUCUUCCGGUGGAGGUGAUCGGGACCGCUCACUACGUCGUGCCGGCCCUGUUCGGAACCGUGCCAAUCCUUUACAUGGCCGCGUUUGCGUACGUAGCGGACGCAAGCGGCGACAAGACGUGCAUCGUUCGGCUGACGGUACUGCAGGUGUCGAUCAACGUGUGCAGGACGAUCGGGGUCGUAGUGGGAGGGUACCUCUUCAUGAGGGUGGGGUACGGUACGUUGAUGCAAGUGUGUGUGCUGCUACUAGUAGCGGCAUUGUGUUAUGGGACAUUUGCCGUGGAAGACAUUAAGGACGAAAGCAAAUCGCCGCCGGUGAGAAACAUCUGCAGUUACAAACAUGUAUGGGAAACCCUUCAAUUGUUAACGACAAGUGGAGGCGUUCGUCGUACCAAUAUUGUCUUUAUUUUAGGUUUGCAGUUCCUGGUUGUGCUAGUCUUAAUUGGCGAAGGGAACGUCUUAUUUUGGUUCACCCAGCAGACCUACGCGUGGACCAACACCGAUUACGCCUACUUUCAGGGAAUUCGAAGCGUGCUCAAUUCGCUCGCGCUUUCAAUCGCUGUACCCGUAACGUCCAAACUGUUCAGUUUGCGUGACAUUACGAUCGUUGUGCUAUCUUUAUUCGACAAGGUGAUCUCGAAUGUCAUUUGCGUGACCGUUAAAACCUCGCUCGGUGUCUACCUGGCCACAGCGGUGGGUACACUGACGAUUGCCGCGAGCAGCGGAAUACGUUCGCUAUCGUCGACGUACGUCUCAAAGGGGGACGUCGGCAAAGCACAAUCGCUACUGUCGAUUGUCGAGGCCGUCGCGACGGGCGUUGCCACGUGGAUCUACAAUCGAGGCGUCUACUACUACACUCACAACAGUUAUCCGUACACGUUCCUACACUUCAGCAGCUCCGUUUGUGUUCUAAGCGCAUGCUUGUGCCUGUGGAAAAGCCGCAACGAGCUCAGCGACCAACAAGAUUUAUGCAAUAAGGAAAACUCACCUCCCUGAAUGAGAACACAUAAAAUUAGCUUAUAAAGCAGCAUUGUCGCAAUUAAAUUAACAUUUUUCGCACUCCGA
Molecule: messenger RNA, 2062 nt
Organism: Photinus pyralis (common eastern firefly)
Lineage: Eukaryota; Metazoa; Arthropoda; Insecta; Coleoptera; Lampyridae
Product: solute carrier family 46 member 3-like
Exons: 3
Coding region: 617-1993 (458 amino acids)
Biological process (GO): transmembrane transport
Cellular component (GO): membrane
Molecular function (GO): transmembrane transporter activity
Source: RefSeq, a predicted model, not a curated record